UGUCCAUCCCUUCCUGCCCCUCCAGAUUGCCAUAUGCAAUGGACACUGAUCUCAGUUCCCAGGACAGGAAGGACCUGGACAAGUUCAUCAAAUUUUUUGCUCUAAAGACGGUACAAGUAAUUGUCCAGGCCCGACUCGGAGAGAAAAUCUGUACCCGAUCGUCAUCCUCCCCAACAGGCUCCGACUGGUUCAAUUUGGCCAUCAAAGAUAUACCAGAGGUUACUCAUGAAGCAAAGAAAGCGUUGGCAGGACAGCUACCCGCUGUUGGACGGUCUAUGUGCGUGGAGAUUUCUCUCAAAACCUCAGAGGGGGAUUCCAUGGAGCUAGAAAUUUGGUGUCUAGAAAUGAAUGAGAAGUGUGACAAAGAAAUCAAAGUUUCAUACACAGUAUACAACAGACUGUCUCUACUACUGAAGUCUUUGCUUGCUAUAACCAGGGUAACUCCAGCCUACAGACUCUCAAGAAAGCAAGGCCAUGAAUACGUGAUAUUGUACAGGAUAUAUUUCGGUGAAGUGCAACUGAGCGGCUUGGGAGAAGGUUUCCAAACAGUUCGUGUUGGGACAGUGGGUACCCCAGUGGGCACCAUCACUUUGUCUUGUGCCUACAGAAUCAACCUUGCUUUCAUGUCAACCAGGCAGUUUGAGAGGACCCCUCCUAUCAUGGGGAUUAUCAUUGAUCACUUUGUGGACCGCCCCUAUCCCAGCUCUUCGCCCAUGCAUCCCUGCAAUUACAGAGCUGGUGAGGACAAUGGUGCAGUAUACCCCUCAGUAGAAGAUUCCCAAGAAGUGUGUACUACAUCAUUCUCCACCUCUCCUCCAUCUCAGUGUGUUUUUACUGUCACAAAGGCACAUUUUCAGACCCCUCCUCCUGUGGUGACGGACACCUUGAAGGUCCCAGUGAUGGGGCUGGCCUUUUCACAUCAACUUUCCAGCUCUCGUCUUUCCUAUCAGCCUGCUGCCCUGGGAGUUGGAUCAGCUGACAUGGGGUAUCCUGUACUCUUUGCUGGUGGCUUGAAUGCUGCACACCCUCACCAGUUGAUCGGUCCAGGCAAAGAGGGAGGAGUUCCCCCAGCUCCUAGCCAGCCAGCACAUGGCACUCAAGCUGACCAAGAGAGGAUGUGCACCCCACUAGAUGGAGUCCACUACUCAGCAGCUACUCCUUCUAGUAGUGAGGACACGGAAACAGUAUCAAACAGCAGCGAAGGAAAGUGUGGCUCCCCACAUGACCUUUUGGAGACCAUCUUUAUCCGGAAGGUGGGAGCGUUUGUCAACAAACCUAUUAACCAGGUGACCAUGGCCAACUUAGACAUUCCUUUUGCUAUGUUUGCUCCCAAGAAUGUUGAGCUGGAAGAUAACGACCCCAUGGUCAAUCCUCCUGAUUCUCCAGAGACUGAAUCUCCUCUACAAGGCAGCUUACACUCGGAGGGCUCCAGUGGCAGCAGCACAGGGAACACCCACGAUGACUUCGUUAUGAUUGAUUUUAAACCAGCGUUUUCAAAAGAUGACAUUCUUCCAAUGGACCUGGGGACGUUUUACCGUGAGUUUCAGAACCCCCCUCAACUCAGCAGCCUCUCCAUUGACAUAGGAGCUCAGUCCAUGGCAGAGGAUUUGGACUCGUUACCAGAGAAGCUGGCAGUCCAUGAGAAAAAUGUCAAAGAGUUUGAUGCCUUUGUAGAAACCUUGCAGUGAAGCAAUUUUCCAGUUUUGCUGCAGCAGUUCUUCCUCCUCGAGGCAUCCUGGAGAACGAUGUCAACAAAUAUCUGUCAUCCCUGCUCUGCCUUUUGUCUUGCUUUGACCUUUUCCUUCCAUCAAGUGAGCUUUCUUUGAUUGCUCUUUCAACAGCAGGUACAGCUCAUCUGCUGGUUUUCCUCAGCUGCUCCACUGCACAGUUCUGGACUGCUCUUCCUGUUCACAUUCAGUCUUGAAUUUAUGACCAGUAGGUACACAGGAAGUCAGACUCCAAGGUGUGACGCUCGUUUUCUCUUCAGUCUCUGUUCUGUGUGGAGGGGCUUUGUGAAAAGUUGCCAUCUUCUUCCUCCAAAGAUCCUAUGGUGUGAGUUCCCUCAACAUAGUUUCUUGCUAACAGACAUUUUUUUCCUACGGUCUUUGAUCCUGAUAGAGCAUAGAAAGCAUUGGGUCAUUUCUAAGGUCUGUGAGUUCAGCAGAUCAGACUCAGCUCUAAGUCCAGGACAUCCAUUCCGCAGAAUGGGCCAUUUCAGCCUGACUUCAGUGUGAGUGCCUGGAGCACAGGGAGAGACAUCGGCUUUGGGACCUGUGUCACACAAAUUACCUUUGUUUUUCUGCUUCUAAGGAACUGAGUCUCUACACGGUCGUUCUGUGACACCUUUUGUAACGGCUUGCUGAUAAGCAGGAGUGAAACUACAGAAGCUCUUUUCCACAUUUCCUUCCUGAGUGUACUGACACUCAGUUGUGUUGAGUUUACCAGUUUUGACUGUGUUGGCAAGCCUGCACGUAGCAGCCGUGAUGCUGAAUUCGUAGUCUCUGCUUUUGAAACGUAACUGUAAAUACUAGGAAUCCUAUUUCUUUAGGGUUAUGUAAUUAGGAGUCUUAGUCUGAGAUUCUUUCCUCUAACCCACGCAAACUAUCCUGCUUUAUGGUUAAUAGAUGAUCUUAAGAAUUGAGAAAUAUUUAUUGCUUUUAAAGAAACCUAUAUUUAAAAGAUGUUGUUUUCAUGUAGUUGUGCGGGUCAUUCUGCCUUGGAUCACUGCAGACAGCAUGUGUGCCAUGGAACCCUGUCCAGUGAGUCUCCUUUUGCAGGAAAAUAUCCAAGAUAUUUAUUUUAUAAGACAGACUUGAUUAUUCUAAUAUAAUACUCUGUUCUGGGGACUGUGUUUCCAUUACAUCCAGUCAGGGCCCACUGAUAGAAUGAAAUGCACACAUCAGCGUAGUGGAGUGGCAGGGACUUAAAAGCUGUAUUCUGAUAGGUAUGGAUGAAUUUGCAGUGUUCUUCAGCCAUUCAGGAGACAGCUUCUUUAAAGAAGCACAUUUUUGGGAGCUUAUGGUACUUUUUAAUCAGCUGGCUUUCAAUGAGCUGAAAUUUUAUUUUUGUAAUGAGCUGGCUAUUAGCAGUGUGACUGGCUGGCAGCACUCUGGUUGAUUUGGCUUGCGUAUGUCUUUUGUCUGAUACAAGGACAGGAGGAGAAAUGGUGACACUAAGCAGAAACUUAGAUAAGGUUGGUCUUCUUGUGGUUCGUUUUCCUCCUCCCACAUGUAACCAGAAAUGAGCAACUGCAGGGCCCCUUACUGUCCAAUACACUUUUUCUUCCCCUUCCUACAGAAGUGGUUGUGUUCCCUCUAUAGCGAGGAACCAUCUUCGCUUCCCUAGAGUGGUUAAGUAACCAGCCUUCAAGUCAGUGCGACGUGGCAGCUUCUUCAGCUGUGCUGCAUUCUCAAUUGAAAGAGAUAGCAGAUGACUGGGGAAGGCCAUCUCCUCUCUAGAACACUAAUUCUCUGCCACUGGUAGAGCAAGGAACCGAGUUCAGAUUAGAGCUUAUUGUAAGGUCAGAGCAAUGCAGUGCUUGAACUUUACCAGCUUUCUGGUUAAGUGGUGUGCUCCAUGGGAGGACAGGUGAGCUCUAAAGCUCCAGGUUAUAGCUGUGUUGAAGAAGCAUCCACCAGAAUGUAGGCAGGUAACUCACCUGAUCCAGCUUUUCUGGAGCCUCACACAGACGCUGCUUACUACUUGCAAAACAAGACACGCAGACAUUUUUAAGAAGUUUCUAAAUGGCUCACAGAAUGAUUUAAGUUACAUGGGAUUCAACACAUUCUUGUGUACACACAGCCAGAGCCACCUUGCUUUACAGGUGGAAGGGGAAUCAGAAGGGUGCAGAACCGCGAGGACUGAGAAUGUCACCCGGCUCUCAUCGCUGCUCACAGGUUGGUCUCUACCGCCCUGCAGGAAGUAGCAACCGCCCCUCUGUGAGCUGUCACCUUCCCCUUAGCUUACAGCCAGUGCGUGGGAAAGUUGUACCAUCUGAGCUGCCGAGCAGCAGAGAUGGGGUAAAGUGCUGGUUCGCACUGUAUUCAGGGAAGAAGACUAGAAUAGGUUGAACUUCAUCUAGCCAGCGCUCCUGCUGUCCUCUGGGCGCACUGAAAAGCUGUGGAUGGAGUUGGCAGAAAGCAUGCCCUUUUUGCUAAUCCUGCCCAGAAGGUCCCCCAAGCCAAUACUUGUGCUCAUGCGUUAUUACAGCUCCCACAUCUUGUAGAGCAGAACUUCAGCGUGGCAGUUCUUUUCUGUAGAAGGCUGGAAAUUAGCCUAUGUAAGCUGCUGGUGUUGAGCUGGAUGACCAUAGCAAUAAAGAGAUUCUCUAGGGCUGAGUUAUGUGCCUCUUUUCUGGACAUUCCUCAGCUUCAACACGUCAAUGCUCGGCUUCAGGAAAGAUCUAGGUGCUGCUGUAGCCUACUACAGAUUGUGUUACGGGGGCUGCUUAUUUUAGCAGACGUCUGCUCGAGUCUGUGCUAAGGACAGCAUGUGUAUAGCUGCUGCUUUACAGAUAUUUUGGGUGAAGGAAAAGGCUCCUAAAUUGUAUUGUUUUGGAAAUAGUCUCCACUGUACUUCAAGUAUUCGAAGGAUUUCCAAUAAAACUUUUAUGUAAGCAA
Messenger RNA from Numida meleagris (helmeted guineafowl), 4619 nucleotides. RefSeq names its product autophagy related 13 (gene ATG13). The coding region runs from base 39 to 1688 and encodes 549 amino acids. Gene Ontology annotation, cellular component: Atg1/ULK1 kinase complex; extrinsic component of membrane; cytosol. NCBI's taxonomy places the organism in Eukaryota, Metazoa, Chordata, Aves, Galliformes, Numididae. The transcript has 18 exons. Gene Ontology annotation, biological process: autophagosome assembly; piecemeal microautophagy of the nucleus; protein localization to phagophore assembly site. The record is from RefSeq and is a predicted model, not a curated record.